This is a messenger RNA of Neurospora hispaniola, 1164 nucleotides long. RefSeq lists its product as uncharacterized. Bases 1 to 1164 code for a protein of 387 amino acids. The record is from RefSeq and is a predicted model, not a curated record. The transcript is spliced from 5 exons. Lineage: Eukaryota; Fungi; Ascomycota; Sordariomycetes; Sordariales; Sordariaceae.
AUGUCCGACUACGACGAUGACUACGACUACGACGACUACGACGACUAUGAUGACUAUGAUGACUACGGUGGCGGGUAUGACGACGAAGGGUACGAUUAUGGCGAAUACGAUCACGCUGAAUACGACCAUCAUGGAGCCCAUGAUCAUGACGACCAUGAUUCUGGCGGGGAUGCAGUAGCGGAGGAGUUGACGGCGGGUUUUGCCGUUAUUGAAGAGCUGGGAGAUCACCAUGAUCAGGGCAGCGCUGUCGAUGGCAGUGACCAUGAGGAACACACCGGUUAUGCUGAGCUCGCUCAUUCGGAUGAUGGCUACGAAAAUGAUGACGAUCAAGUCCCUUACUAUGGAGUGGUUUCUGGUGGUCCCAGCUAUGUUCAAGACCACGAUGACUAUCCUACAUCACGCUCCCAAUCGCAAUACACUCCCUCUGCUCCUCGUGGCUCCGCAGGCUACCCACCAUUUGCAGCGAAUGGUAUGAUGGUUGAUCCCCAAAGCCACGGCGGGUCCUACAGCCAACACCCUUCAUCAAGAAGCAGCGGCUAUCAAUACAAUGGCAACCACCAUGGUUCUGGCAGAUGGAAGCACGGAGAACAAUAUCAACAACAUUACAGUGCCGAAUAUCACAAUUCUGUGACGAGACCGGCUUAUAGGCUCGAAACCCAACCCAGCCACCAAACCCACUAUUCACCUUCAGCUACAUCCCACCGCGAUGGGCACGGGGGAAGGCACAGGUCGGACUAUGAAUACUUGCGAGCGUGGAGCGGAAGGCACAACUUCAUGGCUUCCUAUGGCUUGAAACCCGAACCCGGUGGAUAUGAAGAGUCGCGGACUAUCAUGAACGCACUGAGAGACCGAGAAGCUCAAGGAUAUGGCAGCAGCUAUCACUCAGCUUUGGCCACGGCGAAUUCUCCGCGGGUCCAUCCCGCUGCAGCAAGAAACGAGGCUACAAACUACUACCCGAGACACCAUGGGUGGUGCCUUGAGGACGAGUUCAUACCACCGGCCAAGGAAGAAGACAUGGGUGGAAUCAUCCAGCGGCCGAUGAGGAGGCCAUGCCAAGGUCUCAAGAUCAAGGGCACUGCCCGUCGUGUCAUUGGCAUUCACAGCCGUAGAAAGUUCAAGAACUCCUACGAGUGCGAGUGCUCUUUCGCCCUCGUUGCCCCGUAA